AUGACGGAUUUACCAUUCACAGAUGUGGCCUCUCAUGUAGAAAGGACUUACACUAUCACUGCUUUGUCCACCACAGUCGUGCCCAGCACCUCAAUGCCUCCAGUGUCCACCACAGUCGUGCCCAGCACCUCAAUGCCUCCAGUGUCCACCACAGUCGUGCCCAGCACCUCACCCAGCAGCAGUCGAACGAGAAAGCGAGAGGACUUCCUGGAGUGGCCUGAGUAUUUCAUGGCUGUGGCGUUUCUAUCGGCCCAAAGGAGCAAAGACCCAAACUCGCAGGUGGGUGCGUGCAUCGUGAACCAGGAGAAUAAGAUUGUGGGGAUCGGCUACAAUGGGAUGCCAAACGGCUGCGAUGACGACCUCCUGCCCUGGUCCCGGACUGCAGACGACCAGCUGGACACAAAGUACCCCUACGUUUGCCACGCGGAGCUCAACGCCAUCAUGAACAAGAACAGCGCUGACGUCAAAGGCUGCACCAUGUACGUGGCGCUCUUCCCCUGUAAUGAGUGCGCCAAGCUGGUCAUCCAGGCAGGGAUCAAGGAAGUGGUGUAUUUAUCAGAUAAAUAUCACGACACUCCUGGUAUGACUGCGUCGAGGAGGCUGCUCAACAUGGCAGGAGUCCAGUUCAGACAGUUCAAACCCAAGAGGACAGAGAUCGUCAUUGAUUUUAAUUCCAUUAACAUCACUGGAACACGGAGCAGCAGCUGCCAGUAA
Messenger RNA from Knipowitschia caucasica, 714 nucleotides. NCBI's taxonomy places the organism in Eukaryota, Metazoa, Chordata, Actinopteri, Gobiiformes, Gobiidae. The record is from the annotation of a GenBank genome assembly.